Vespula vulgaris is the source of this 1700-nucleotide messenger RNA. RefSeq lists its product as uncharacterized. The transcript has a single exon. NCBI's taxonomy places the organism in Eukaryota, Metazoa, Arthropoda, Insecta, Hymenoptera, Vespidae. The record is from RefSeq and is a predicted model, not a curated record. The annotation marks the transcript as partial.
CCCAGGCCUAGGUCCGCCGCCUCGCCGACUUUAUCGUCGACGCCCUCUUCGACCACCUCGCACCCGCAUUACCUCAUAUACGACGAAGACGGGACCACGGCGGACCAGAAGAUAGAAGAGGAACGAACGGCCGCUAAUCUCGAUAGUGCCGCAACGCUACAAAACGAACAAAUAGUUUCCAGUACGGCCGGGAUCGGCGUUGGCGUUGGUAUAGGUGGAUCCGCUAACGCUACCACAGCCGCUGCCACGGGACUGGCCGGUUAUUGGCAACACGCAACCACGGCUACCAGUUACUGGCCAUCCCUCUUCGACUGCUGGACCACACCACCAAUCUCUUCCGGUUCUCAGAGUCUUUCUCUGCCUCGUGACGAUACUUAAAUCGUUUAUCUUAUUACGAGACUUAUCGUGCCGAAUUACGAUUCGCCGCCAGUGGCUCUUGAUAGUUCACUGAUUAUUUAUCUCUGGUAAAUGCAUCCUCUUCUUCUUCUUCUACUUCUUUUUUUUUAUUUUUUUUCUCUUCCCUCCCUCCUGCGCCCCUACCUCUUUCCCACCCUCAUUUCAUUCGUUCGGUGCCGACUGCACACAUCAGUGAAUUCUCGAAGGACUUUUAUAUAUUAUUUUGAGAUUAAAAAAAGGGACCCGUGCGUGCAAUAAUUUUCUUCAUCUUCGAGUGCAAUCUCUUCUCGUAUUCUUCUUUUUUCUUUUUUUUUUUUCUUCGCUUCAUCGGACAGGAGUACAAGUUGAGAGAGAAACGAAGAACACGGUGAAUCAGUGAACUUUACUACUCGUCGUUCCUCGUUAACCGUUUAGCUAAUCGACGCAUCGUUCGUAGGUGUGUAUGACACUUCCCGUGUGAUGGAAAGAACGAAAAAGAAACAGAAAAAGAAAGAUGAAAAUAUAUAUAUAAGAAAAAAAAAAUAAAAUAAAACGAAAGGAACAAACAAGUGUAUAAAAACGAAACGAAGAAGAAACGCUCAUCCCGACAGAUUAUCUUCGUUCGUUCGCGAAGUGUCUCGGUAGCUUCGGCUAGCGCCUUUCGACGAUCAUUCGCGUCGUUUUAGGAGAUGAUCGACCCUAAUCAUUAAUCGUCCUCUUUCAGAGAGAAUAUAAAUAUCGACUCAUCGGUAUAAUUUUUUAAUGAGGGUUUGUUUCUGUGUAACCAAAAAUAAAAAAAGAAAAGAAAAGAUAGGUAGAAGAAAGAAAAAAGAAGAAAAAUAGAAAAAUGUAUAAAGAAAGAAAGAAACAAACAAACAAAAAUCAAAAAAUUUCACCGAUACCUUAAUUUGACUCCUUAAACGACAUUAUCGAUCGUGAAAGACCGAUGAGCGGUGUAUCGAGACGGAUAACGAGGAUCACACAAGGCGAGCUCACCUAUUCAUUAUUCUCUGUAGAUACAUGUAUAGUAGACGCUGAUUUAAUGCAAAGCCUAAGUGUAUACCAAAAUCGUGUAUAUCGACGACGACGAUGAUUAUUAUAAUAACGAUGAUGAUGACGAUUGACGACGAUGACAAUGGUCAUGAAGGUAAUAAUGAUUAUAAUAAUGAUUACGACGACGACGAUGAUAAGAAUGUUGAUGAUAGUGAUUAUUACGAUUAUGAUAAUAAUGAUGAUGAUGAUAAUGAUGAUGAUGAUGAUGAUGAUAAUGAUGAUGAUGAUGAUGAUGAUGAUGAUGAUGAUGAUGAUGAUGAUGAUGAUGAUGA